Cuscuta europaea is the source of this 1300-nucleotide messenger RNA. Lineage: Eukaryota; Viridiplantae; Streptophyta; Magnoliopsida; Solanales; Convolvulaceae. The record is from the annotation of a GenBank genome assembly.
CAGCAAUUUAAAAAGUCAAAUACAUUGCGCAAAUGGUUUGUGCUUAUAUAGAUGGCGUGUGCUUAUAUAAAUUCUAGGGAAAACUGUCAAAUAGGUUCUCGUACUACUUCAAAAAAUCAAUUAGAUCUUUGUACUUUAAAAACACCCAAUUAAACCCUUGAACUCUUAAAAAACGCUUAAUUAAGUGAAUUAGCAGGUUACCAACAGGUUUCCCGGUUAACUGCAUGUGUGGCAGCCCGGUCCAUGUGGCAUUGUGGCAAUGUCUUUGUUUUUCUUUUUCUUUACCUUUUUUCUUUUCCUCUUUUUUGUUUUUUUUCUUUUUGUUUCUCUUUCUGUCUUCCUCUCUCCCCGUUCCCUUUCUAAUAUAACCGGACAAAUCCAAAGUCCAAAACAUCCUCGUUCUUCAUUGGGUUCUGCCUUACUUGAGGUGGCACCGCCUCGUGCUCUUUGCUUGCUUCCUCUCGAAAGAACCUUCUCCACGAUUUCCAGAGCCACCAGCAUGCCUUGUCUUAAUCGCAGCUCCAACUCCUAUGCUCCUCUCUGGCGAAGAAGGGCUGAAUUAAGAGCAUGCGAGUGAAUGUGAUGCUGGUUGAUAGAUUCCGGAAUGGGACGAAGUCACGAAACAUGAAGUUUACAAGAUUAGUCAAGGUCUGUAGCUUUUCUUAGUACAAAAUUUUGGGGGCAAACCUCAGUCAAUUUGUUGGAACUGAGGUCAAACAUCUGAACUUUACCAAUUUUACCCAAUUCUUGUGGAAUGCUUGGAUUGAAAUUGUUUUCCCAUAGUUGAAGAACCUCGAUUGCGGCAAAUCACCAAUGGAGAGUCUGGUAUUGACCCGUGAACUUCGGCGUGAAGUUUAUUCUGAAAAAGGUGCAUAAGUGUGAGAUUCUUAUGCUCUGCAAAUGUGGAUGGCAUUUCAGAAGAUAACAUGUUAUUGGACAGAUCCCUGGAUUUUAAGUUAUUGACACAACAUAGCUCUGAAUGAAUUGGUAAGAAGCUGGUCGAGAAAGAAAUGAUUAGAAAGCUGCCGGCUAGGAAGAAACCCAACAGAUCAGAGUGACCAGAUCAGCGAGGAAGAAAGUGAACGGGAAAGAAAAAGAAAAUAAAAGAAAAGGCUAAAUAUGCCACGUAGACGCCACGUGUGCAAUUCAUGGGAAACUUGUUGAUUACCUACAAAAUAGCUAAAUUGAACAUUUUUUAAAAGUUGAAGGGUUUAAUUAAGUGUUUUCAAAGUAAGAUAGUCUAAUUGACUUUUUUUUACAUAGUACUAGGGUUCAUUUGACAAUUUUUCCUAAAUUCGGC